Candidula unifasciata is the source of this 1161-nucleotide messenger RNA. The record is from the annotation of a GenBank genome assembly. Lineage: Eukaryota; Metazoa; Mollusca; Gastropoda; Stylommatophora; Geomitridae.
AUGUUUGACCUUCCAGAGGAGCAUAGCCAUCAUCCUCGCCACCCGCAACACGCGCACCCGUUUCAUCAUCUUCAGCAGUACCCGCUGCCCAUCUCACCGUCUCCAAUGAAGGAGGAGGCUCUCAGCGGUCAACUGUCCAGUAUACGGAACUGGAUGCAACCCACUGUGGUGGAUCCGGCUGUGGCCAAUAUUGGUCUCAGUCGGGCGCACUUCGAGAAGCAGCCGCCCAGCAACUUGAGGAAAAGCAACUUUUUCCACUUCGUGCUGGCCUUGUACGACCGCCAGGGGCAGCCUGUGGAAGUCGAGAGGACCACGUUUGUCGACUUCGUAGAGAAGGAGCAGAUCACGGAUGGCGACACUCAGAAAACAAACAACGGCAUUCACUAUCGCGUGCAGCUACUAUAUGCAAACGGAAUCAGACAAGAACAAGACAUGUACAUACGACUUAUCGACUCCGUCACUAAGCAGGCCAUUGUCUAUGAAGGGCAGGACAAAAACCCAGAGAUGUGUCGAGUCCUGCUUACACAUGAAAUUAUGUGCAGCCGGUGUUGCGAAAAGAAAAGCUGUGGCAAUCGUAACGAGACUCCUUCCGAUCCUGUAAUAAUUGACAGAUUUUUCCUCAAAUUUUUCAUGAAAUGCAACCAGAACUGCCUAAAAAACGCUGGCAAUCCGAGAGAUAUGAGGCGAUUUCAGGUAGCCAUUUCCACAUCUACUGCAGUCGAUGGGCCGCUGCUGGCCGUCUCCGACAACAUGUUUGUUCACAACAAUUCCAAGCAUGGGCGUCGAGCAAGACGGCUAGACCCCACUGAGGGAGCCACGCCCUGCAUCAAGGCCAUCUGCCCCAGUGAAGGUUGGACCACCGGUGGUACCACGGUCAUCCUCAUCGGGGACAACUUCUUCGACGGGCUCCAAGUGGUCUUUGGGACCAUGUUGGUCUGGAGUGAGUUGAUAACUUCCCACGCUAUUCGCGUCCAGACACCGCCUCGGCAUAUUCCCGGAGUAGUCGAGGUCACACUAUCGUACAAGUCGAAGCAGUUUUGUAAAGGAGCACCGGGAAGGUUCGUCUAUACAGCAUUAACAGAACCAACAAUCGACUACGGCUUCCAGAGGUUGAUGAAGUUGGUUCCUAGGCACCCGGGAGACCCCGAGAGAUUACCCAAG